AUGAAAAGUUUCGAUUUAGUUUUGGUAACAGGAAACAAGGCCAGCGAUAAAUAAAUCUUUUAAAUGUUGUCUGGAAAGAAUGUCAUAGGAACAAAUAUUAAAUGUACUACUUAAAUAGAAUAAAAGCUCAUAAAACCCAUGCAUUUCGAGCUAUUGAUCAAUAAAUCUGGUAGAAUAACUAUAAUACCUUUAACUUCUGGUAUGCAGAUAAUGCAAAAGAAUAAAAAAUUGAAAGAAUUGGAUGUCAAUCAAUGUUAUGAUUUGGAAAUAAAAUAAUCCUUUUACAUCGAAAGAACUUAUGCUUGCUAUCUUGAGGAAGCUGUCACCAAAAAAAGCCCAAUCUAACCUAGCUAACAGGGCAAAUAGUCAAUUUGGAAUUUAAAGAAUAAUGCACAGAACAAUGAAGAUAAAAAUAAAAAGAAGCUGAAAAAAGAAGCUAUGGAUAUCGAUAGCUAAGUUUUGAGUGAAUCAACUCAAUCAAAAUCUGAUGAAAUUGAUGAUUUGGCUGAUGAGGAUUAUGAUAACUAGGAAGAAUAAGAAGAAAUAGUUAAGGAUGAAAUAAAGCGCAGAAAAGCUCCUUCUAAUUCAUCUAAAAACUCAGUUUCUAAGAAAAUAAAAAGUCCCAAUUCAUGUGAAACAACUACUAUCAUGUAAGCUGAAAAAAAGAUUGAAGUAGAAGAAUAAAAAACAAAUACAAAAUAAAACAAUAACAAUAAACAGAAAAAACAAGUGAGAGUCAUUCUCUCCAAUUGCAAUCUGACCAACGCUGAAAAAAAUAAAAUGAUUAAGUUGGGAGCUGUUUUUGUAGAGAACUAGGAAGAAGACUUUGAUGUAGUUGUUAUGGAAGAAUUCAGAAGAAGAGCUAAACUCUUAAUUGGUUUGAACAAAAAGGCUUGGAUUGUCAGCAAGGGAUGGAUUUUAGAUUGCAUUGAUGAUGAUGAAUUAAUUACAGAUUUCUGUGAGUAUCUAAUUGAAGUACCCUUAGAAGACCAAAAGAAAUACAAUAACCUUAACCUGGACAAUGUAUAAUAUAACAUACAAAAGGGUAAAGGAUUCAAAUUAUUUGAAAACUGCUCUUUCUUCCUUCAAGGUUAAUAUAAAAAUAUCUUAAUUGAUGAACUCUAAGCCAUUAUUAUAAGUGGAGGUGGUAAAAUCAUAAAUAACCUUAACCAUAGUUUUUCUUCAGAUAAGUAAAAGUAAAUUGCAGUCAUUGAAGACCCAAAGAAAAUAAAAAAUCCUUUGAAUAACACCCUUUAUGUUGAUCCUGAAUAUAUUCUUUUAUCAACAUUAAAGCAAUAAAUUCAAACAAAAUGCAUUUACAAUAUUUGA
Messenger RNA from Tetrahymena thermophila SB210, 1329 nucleotides. RefSeq names its product BRCA1 carboxy-terminus (BRCT) domain protein. The transcript has a single exon. Gene Ontology annotation, cellular component: Cul8-RING ubiquitin ligase complex; nucleus. Gene Ontology annotation, biological process: DNA double-strand break attachment to nuclear envelope; double-strand break repair. The record is from RefSeq and is a predicted model, not a curated record. NCBI's taxonomy places the organism in Eukaryota, Ciliophora, Oligohymenophorea, Hymenostomatida, Tetrahymenidae.